CUACUACUUCUUCUUCUACUUGUUUUUAGAUUGAUUUUAAUGGAUGCUAUUUCAAAACAUGCGAUUGGGAAUCGACUAUCUACACUUGUGACAUAGAAGAUUCACAAGAGAUUUGAUUUGAAGAGAGAAAAUUUUAGUUAAUGAUAUUAUCCGGAAACUGCUCCCAGGAAUUCAUUACUUUCAAUACAAACUUGCAAAACAGAAUUAUAUGGCUUUCGGGUCUUUUACAUAGAUGAGAGAUGCAGAGGUAUUGGCACAUGUUCCUGCGUGAUCUUGGCCAUUCAUCAGUCUCUCCCUACUUUCUAUUUUUCCAGGCCCAAAAAAUCAGGCAGAUCCAUUGAUCAGCAUACUGAAAAGGGAAGACUGGAAUUUCAGACGAUUAAAAUCAAUACACCCCAUGGACAUGAGUCGUGGCUGCCUAAGUUCCUUCCUGGCAUGGAUAAAACGCCGUAACGAAGAAGACAGUGAUGGAUAUUCGUCAGCCAAGAAUAUCAAGCUUUUCUCUUACGAAGAACUGAAAGCUGCAACGAAGAGUUUUCAUGCUAGCAAUAGGAUAGGCAGAGGAGGAUUUGGAACAGUCUACAAGGGGACCCUUAAGAAUGGAACCGAAAUUGCCGUGAAGGUGCUCUCUGCUGAAUCAAAGCAAGGGAUUCAUGAAUUUUUGACUGAGAUAGAUAUGAUUACAAGUGUUAAGCAUCCAAACCUUGUUGAGCUAAUAGGGUGCUGUGUUCAAGGAGGUAAUCGGAUUUUGGUCUACGAGUAUGUGGAAAACAGCAGCCUUGAUCGUGCAUUACUAGGUUCGAAUAUUAAAAGUAUUAGACUAGAUUGGGUGAGCAGGUCGGCCAUUUGUGUAGGCACGGCCAAGGGUCUUGCAUUCCUUCACGAAGAGCUUGAGCCACAUAUCGUGCACAGAGACAUCAAAGCCAGUAACAUUCUUCUCGACAGGAACCUUGUCCCAAAAAUCGGGGACUUUGGUUUGGCUAAGCUCUUCCCAGAUAAUGUUAGUCACCUGAGUACACGUGUAGCUGGAACAGCUGGUUAUCUUGCACCAGAGUACGCAAUGCUCGGUCAGUUAACUAAAAAGGCAGACAUAUACAGCUUUGGGGUCCUCAUGCUUGAAAUAGUUAGUGGCAGAAGUAGUGCAAAAUCAAACUGGUCAGGGAUACAGAAAUUUCUCUUGGAAUGGGCAUGGCAGCUCUAUGAAGAAGGGAGACUGCUAGAGCUGGUGGAUUCACAGCUAGAACAUUGCCCAGAAGAGGAAGCCCUCAGAUUCAUUAAAAUAGCCCUCUUCUGCACCCAAGCAGCAGCCAAGCGACGGCCUUCAAUGACCCAAGUUGUAGCCAUGCUUACAAAACACACCAAACUCAACGACAAGUUGCUGACACCACCAGGCAUCAUCCAGGACUUGGUGGGGACUGGCAGGUGCUCAAAAGCCACGAAUUCCAGCAAUUCUCAGAACUCAUCAACUGUCGAAUUGAAUGGCCCACCCUUCACUUCUUCGCCUAUAAGUGUCACACAGAUGAAUCCUAGAUGAUCCUCUACUAGAAAGAAGAGUGUUAGAUAACAGAACUUUGAAGGUUGAGAUCAGACCAAAACCAUUCUGUAGAAGGAUCAAUGUACUUUCACUGGAACUUGGAUUCUCCUUGGGCCUUUGCUUGUAUGCAUGCUGUUUCAUCUUUCAUCUUCAAAAUAAAUGGAGUUUGUUGUAGAGAUGUUUGUUACAACUUGUCAUUGUGGCAGCAACUGCCUUUGGAGAUUUUUUUUGGUCAUCGCCAUUCAUAGUUAGAUUAAGAUGUGAAAGAUGUUGUAGAUAAGCAAAAAUAAAUGCAAGCAUUAAUAAUC
Messenger RNA from Magnolia sinica, 1842 nucleotides. Its product is annotated as cold-responsive protein kinase 1-like. Gene Ontology annotation, biological process: protein phosphorylation. The coding region runs from base 398 to 1534 and encodes 378 amino acids. The transcript has 7 exons. NCBI's taxonomy places the organism in Eukaryota, Viridiplantae, Streptophyta, Magnoliopsida, Magnoliales, Magnoliaceae. The record is from RefSeq and is a predicted model, not a curated record. Gene Ontology annotation, molecular function: ATP binding; protein kinase activity.